Messenger RNA from Pecten maximus, 3916 nucleotides. Its product is annotated as transcription factor Sox-14-like. The coding region runs from base 313 to 1116 and encodes 267 amino acids. Gene Ontology annotation, biological process: cell differentiation; regulation of DNA-templated transcription; anatomical structure morphogenesis. NCBI's taxonomy places the organism in Eukaryota, Metazoa, Mollusca, Bivalvia, Pectinida, Pectinidae. The record is from RefSeq and is a predicted model, not a curated record. The transcript has a single exon. Gene Ontology annotation, molecular function: RNA polymerase II cis-regulatory region sequence-specific DNA binding; DNA-binding transcription factor activity, RNA polymerase II-specific.
UUAUAAAUCCGAGUAGUUCUGUUGUCCCCGUGUAUGGAUAGGGUCGUUUAUAGCAGGUGAUUCGCAUAUUGAAAUCGGAAUACAGUCGAUGUCGCCUUGUCACUGAAGCUGUGAAAUAUCUGAACGAUUACUGUACUUCCCUGUGACGGUUUACUUGGACCCACUGGCAAAGUUUGGCUUAAAUGUUUACAUUUAGCGGUACACAGAAUUAUUUACCAAGUACACGUGGAUGACUAUAUGUGAACAACUCUACCAGGUAAAUCUACUAAUCGUUAUUAAGUGUGUUGUGUAGUCACCGUUAAUUCAGACAAUAUGAGUAGUAGCGGUGAAAUGAGCCCUGAAGAUUUGUCUCCCUCUGGAGGAGGUGGAAGUAUCGAUAUGAACUUGGAUAAUGGUAAACAUUUAAACAAUGACCACGUGAAGAGGCCCAUGAACGCCUUCAUGGUGUGGUCAAGAGGUCAAAGAAGAAAAAUGGCUCAGGAAAAUCCAAAAAUGCACAAUUCUGAAAUAAGUAAACGAUUAGGAGCAGAAUGGAAGUUAUUAUCAGAAGAGGACAAACGACCCUUUAUUGACGAGGCUAAGAGACUGAGGGCAUUACACAUGAAGGAGCAUCCAGAAUAUAAAUAUCGACCGAGGAGGAAACCAAAGUCCCUCCUUAAAAAGGACAAAUAUGCUUUCCCUAUUCCAAUGUUAGGGGGAUUUGGGCCAACCCUCGGGACGAUGCCCCCGGGUUUCGGACCAAUGACUAGCCAAGCCGAAGGAAUGAUGGGAAAUGCAGCUUCAUUUAGUUUGAGUGAGAAAAUGAGAGCGUUUUUACCUCCUUCUUCAACUCAUGGAUUCUACCCACACCUUGACAGUGCAGGAAAGUUGGACAGUUCGCCAUUAGGUGCACUUCGAUCUCAAGAAUUGUCGAGUGUUUACGGUUCCCCAUACUUGCCGUCGCACUCCUCAGCGUCGGCCUUGAGUGGACUACCCCCGGCCGCACACUCCCACCCUGGACAGUACCUGGUGCCCUGUUGCCCACCGGGUUAUCUCCCCUCGCAGGAUGUACACAGACCAGUCGCAUAUGUGUUAGUGAAACCAGAAGAUCAUUACAGACACCCAGCCGUGAUGUAAACCCUACCCGGACACUCAGGGCGCGCUGGAAAAUUCCUACUGGUCACUAAGAAAGGUCAUCGUGAUUCCGGCCCGUACUCGCGGACGUUUGACGGACAAUCACGUGGUAUUCUGAACAGUACAAUCAGAGUUAACAUCUUAGAUCCAUACAGCUCAGUUAUACUUUGUACUGAUCGGUAAAUGUUUGUUCUGGCAAUCGUACAUGUGACCUUGCAAUAGAACGUGCACCGGAAACUUGUUAUUUGGUGAUCACGUGACUUUGAUUUUUUUGUUUGAGUGUCCGAGAACAGACUCGGCAGGGAAAACAGUCGGGGAAACCUCGAUUCCGACUAGGACGACCGGACAAGCCGCAAGUAAGUCUGGACGUGUGUGUGGUGCUAACUAAAGAACGUGUACUUCUGGAAAAGUACCGUCAACAAAAACGGUGCCAUUUGUGUUCAAAGACAGAACUCUCGGUAACACAAACAGAUGUUCUAAUUCGGCACACGAAUCUUUGUCAUACAUACAAUGGAGCCUGUUCCAUUGAGUUAAAUGUGUUCAGCCAUCGAUAAUGGUCAGAGAAUAAUGGCUUUCGAUAUUGAAUCAAUAUUUGAUCAGUCAUGAUAUAUAUUUGGUUUGAUGAUCUCUUGUGAAACACAUGCUUGUAUUUUGCUAUGUUAUUUAUCGUUCGCGUUUCUCGUGUUAUAAACAUUAUUUUAUUUAAAACAAAAUGUUAUGAAAUUCUUGAUAAAAUUAUUUUAUCUCAUUAACUAGUGCUAAAUGGAUUAUUUUGUUAUGUUGUCUGCAAUUUGUUCAAAAGUACCUGUAAAUAUCGACAACUUAAUUUAAAAGAUAGCAAAAUACUUGAUCAAUCUGUUUGCUAUCCACUGAAGAAAAUCAUUUCCUUGUUUUUCUCAUUAAGAAAUGUGAUAUACCUGUUCUGGUCUGGGAAAACUCAUUUUAUGAAUACAAUUUAAAUGUCUCUUCCAUGUGUAAAUGAUGCUAAAUAUUGACAAUCUCGAUACGUAUUGCGAAAAACUUCCGCAAUAAAAUCUUUCUUUUUUAUCCUUUAAAUGAUCGAGAUGACACCGAAGUGUGUUGAAAUUUUAGAAGGAAGUCUGAAAAAUUAUUCGAAAAAAAAAAUCUGACUACAUUUCACAGCGAUACAUAAUUUAUGAAGUGUUUUAAUUUGAAGAAAUCUUUUUCUAUAAGAAGUACACCUUCGCAAUAUCACCUUAAGUAAGCCAUUCUUCUCGUGACUUCUUGUUUGAGAAACAUACUAGAUUUUUUCUGAAAGUGUUGAAAUACGUGGUAACAAUUAAAUGCUCAUGCUUUUAGAAAAUUUCCGAAAGUUGUUUAAAUUCUACGUGCAUCAAUGAUAAUUAAGUGCUAAGGUGAAAAUGAUAGUGAAUGCUUUAUUGGAAUUUUUGAACACGCAAUCCAUUAUUCAAAUAUCCUUUAAAAUUGGUUUGUAGAGCAGAAGAAUUUUAAUUUGAAAUAUCUUUCAUUUAAUGGUCUCAAGUUUCAGUAAAAAAAAAAUUGCUGACCAUUUCAUACACUUCUGUAAUUGGAGAGAAUUAUAGAGGUUUAUUCAAGAACAGACAUGGAAAUUAUAUAGAAUUUCUAAAUCAUACCGAGAGGUUGACUGACGGCAACAGACACGUGUUGUCGGUUUCACUGUCAGGAUCGCCGAAAAUAAUGGGUAUCAAUUUCUGUCACAGAUUUCAACCAGAUAAAGCGCCCUUUUCUAUUGUUAUCGAAAUCACUAGCUCGAAGGGUCAAAAAAUAUUUGUUUCUGAAACAUAUCCGGAGGGAAAAAUACAAUGUGAAUGGAUUUAAAGACUAACCAAUACAAAAGAGGAUGUAUGUUAAAUCUAAUCUAUCAGAUUUUUAUCUUUGUUAAAUGAAUAUUUGGAGGUUUUUUUCUGUAGGUGAUUUAUUGAUUGUUAUGUUGGAUCACACUGACAUGUUUUUGAUAUUCUGACAAAAUGGAUUUAGGGCAGUUUUAUUGUUUAUGUAGAAUUCUCUACUUAUAAUGAAGAAAGUUGUUCACAAUUACGUAAGAAGGACAAACAAUUUUGCAACGCUCUUAAAAAUCUAAAUUAAGCCGCUAAUCAUUGAGAAAAAUUAAAAAAAGAAGCAAGUUUUGAUCACUAUCAAUUUGUCGCCUGUUACUUUCAGUAUAUGGCGGUGUAUUUCAGAAGUAAACUCGAAACUGGAAAUAUAAAAAAAAUGCACAGCAAUUAUUUUCAUGUUUAAAUUUUAUUUAAACAAUAUAAUAUAUAUAAUUGCAACUUUUACAAUUCUUCAAUUAAAACAAUUUCGUAAGAAUCUAAUGCAGAUUUGUAGAUUUGUCCAGUACACGGAAACGUUUAAUAUGACGUAAUUGAAAUAAUAAUUUAAAUGUAAAAAUAAUUUUCUUCUUCAAAAUGUUUUAAUCUUUGAAAUUGUAAUUGAUGGCAAAUUAUUUUAUUAAACAUUUCUGUUCUUUAAAUAGAAAAGGGAAUCGUGAAUGAGAAUGUUUGUUAGACAACAAGUUUGUUUGUUUUUGUAUAUAUAAGAUUGACAAAUUGAUUAGACAGAUACAAAAUAUAAUACUCUGUGUUAAGCCAGACUUGACAGGCCCGCUGUACCAGAGUCUGCAUGGACCAGUAUCCUCUAUGCUAUCUUUAUACGUCGUUGAAAUGUAUAUGUAGUUUGUACGUUAAAAUUGUUUCUACGUUUCUUUUCAAUUAUGUUUUAAGCAAUUUUACAUCCCUUUUCAUUUUGAUAAUGAAAAUAUAUGUUAUCAUCUAAUAAAAAUGAAAAACUUCACUUACAA